Fonsecaea nubica is the source of this 510-nucleotide messenger RNA. RefSeq lists its product as hypothetical. The coding region runs from base 1 to 510 and encodes 169 amino acids. NCBI's taxonomy places the organism in Eukaryota, Fungi, Ascomycota, Eurotiomycetes, Chaetothyriales, Herpotrichiellaceae. Gene Ontology annotation, cellular component: endoplasmic reticulum; cytosol. The record is from RefSeq and is a predicted model, not a curated record. The transcript is spliced from 3 exons.
AUGGCUUCUACAUCGGCGGCGGCUGUAUUACUCGGCAGACAGUUGAAACAGAUGCAGUCAGACAAAGAUAUACCGGGUAUCAGCUGUGGGCUCGUGGAUAACAAUGUCUUCGAGUGGGAAGUAAUGCUCAUGAUCAAUGACGACUGCAAAUAUUAUGGCGGAGGAUUCUUCCGUGCUCGCUUGUCGUUUCCUCACGAAUACCCUCUGAUGCCCCCCAAGAUGAAGUUCGAAACCCCAAUAUUUCACCCAAAUGUCUACCCGACAGGGGAGGUCUGUAUAUCUAUCCUCCACCCUCCAGAGGAUGACCAAUACGGAUAUGAAUCUGCAGCUGAGCGCUGGAGUCCCGUACAAAGUCCCGAGACAAUUCUGAUAUCUGUCAUCAGUAUGCUGAGUUCUCCGAACGACGAAUCACCCGCCAAUGUCGAUGCAGCCAAGAUGUGGAGGGAAGAUCCCAAAGGUUUCCGAAGAAAGUGUCAAAGACUGGUGAGGGAAAGCCUAGGGGACGACUAA